Messenger RNA from Ipomoea nil (Japanese morning glory), 2118 nucleotides. RefSeq lists its product as uncharacterized. The coding region runs from base 1 to 2118 and encodes 705 amino acids. The transcript is spliced from 2 exons. The record is from RefSeq and is a predicted model, not a curated record. Gene Ontology annotation, molecular function: catalytic activity; nucleic acid binding; zinc ion binding. Lineage: Eukaryota; Viridiplantae; Streptophyta; Magnoliopsida; Solanales; Convolvulaceae.
AUGGACAUGGUGGCGAUCGAUAAUGACUACUUCCUUGUCCGUUUCGGCUCUGUCGAUGAUCUAGAUCACGCGAAAUUCGGGGGGCCCUGGAGGAUACUCGAUCACUAUCUGAUAGUGAAGGAGUGGUCACCGGACUUUGAUCCAAUAAGAGACAAGACCGAGAAGGUCCUGGUAUGGAUACGCUUUCCUUGCUUACCUAUCGAAUAUUACAGUGCAUCUUUUUUGCAGAAGGUUGGGAAGAAGAUCGGGAGGCCUGUUCGAGUAGAUCAAGCGACAAGCCAGGUUUCCCGGGGCAGAUUCGCACGUAUGUGCGUCGAAAUCGAUCUCACUAAGCCGCUAAUCUCAAAGUUUAAACUCAGGAAACGGACGCGGUUCAUAGCGUAUGAAGGGAUACACCUGGUUUGCUUCGGCUGUGGCAUGUAUGGCCAUAGUCACGAAGCCUGCCCAGAAAACAAAAAAGUACUGCCAGCUGGAGAGACCAUGCAGAAUGUUGAGGACGUAAAUACGGGAAACCAGCCCGCGGCGGCAGAAGGGUCGCCAGUUUCUAAUGCGAAAGCGGGGGAGGACAAAGCGCCGUUUGGGGCAUGGAUGCUAGUGACGAGGGAGGAUAGAAGGAAAGGCCGACGAACUACCAAUGGAGGCGGCAACCAUGCGGUCGGUCAAUCGCCGCAAGGCCGAUCGUGUUUCGCGCCCAUUGCAAACCUGGAGGAACAGGUCCAUGAUGACCUGCUCGCGGAGCCAGAGUUCGAAACAGAGGAGGAGCAAUUGGAGGGAGGUGCGCAUGCAAUGGAAAAACACAAAUCGGGGGAGAAUCAGAGGGCCACCAAGGGACGAAAUCAGCGAAGGCCAAACGUGGUAGUUACGGAGAAGCAGGUAGCGAAUCAACCAGUGGCGAAGACGGUCCCGGCCGCGAGGACUGUGGGCGGACAAGACACUCGAGUUCAGUCUAGAGUUAUCUCGCGGAGAGCAGCUGAGGAGGAGGAGCAUGUGGUGGUUAGGGGCUCGCAGGGGGGAGUGGUUGUUCACACAGAACGAAUUAUUUCCGAACCAGCAUGCAACACGAACCCCAUGUGCCAACUGGAAAACAUGGGGGAACACUUUAGUGAUGAGCCCAACGGCAUGGAAGUUGACGGUGAUGGGGGUAUAGAAGGAGACGGAGACCCGGGGGGAGACGCGGCGGAUUUAGACUCCACUGGCGCCGGAGGAAGAGAUUUCCACCGUGUCCUAAAACAAUUAAUCAGAACGUACCGACCAAGCCUGGGCUUGGUUGAACCAAAAGUAUCUGGAGAUCAGGCAAACAAAAUCUGCACCAAGCUUGGUUAUGAGGACUGGGUUCGCGUGGAAGCAGUGGGGUUUAGUGGGGGAAUUUGGGUGCUUUGGAAUAAACCGCUGGAUAUAUCAGUAAAAUACACUCACCCUCAAUUUAUCUUAUUGCAGGUCGCGGAAAAUGGAGGUACACCAUGGACUAUGGCAGUCGUCUACGGCAGCCCGGUUCAGCAUCUUCGGAGAAGGCUCUGGAUGGAGCUCCAGGCGCAAAAACGUAGCAUCCUCGGGCCCUGGAUAGCGGCAGGGGAUUUUAAUGCCGUCACCUGCGAAGGGGAAACUCAUAAUUACUCAGCGUUCUCUCCCCAGCGCAGUGUGGACUUUGCGGAUUGGAUUUACAGUGAAGGGCUCGUGGACAUGGGCUUCAGUGGGGCCCGACUCACCUGGAUGCGUGGGUCGGAACCUGAGAAAGGGGCCCGACUUGACAGGGCACUGUGUAAUGUGGAAUGGCGACACCGUUUCCCUGAGGCAACUGUCAGACACUUGCCACGAGUGGCAUCGGACCACACGCCGAUCUUGCUCCAUUCUGAUGGGAGAGGAGGCCCGAGAGGCCCUGACACGUUCCGGUUCCAGGCGGCUUGGUUGACCAAUGACUCGUUUAAGGAGGUCAUUCACAAAACCUGGGCUCCUGGCCAUGCUUUGCAAAGGAAUAUUGCCAUGGUUCGGGACGAGCUCACUGUGUGGAACAGAGAGGUCUUCGGCAACAUCGAGGGUCGGAAAAUGAAUCUUCUUGCUCGCAUUGGGGGAAUCCAACGACACCAGUCUUCCCAAGCCACAGGGGCCUUCGGCAGCUAG